CUUCCUCCAUCUCCUCCUGCCCCAGCACAGUCUACUCCGAGGCCGGUUGAAGCGCCCGCAACCAAGGAGGGGAUGGUGACUUUGGAGUACCAGAGGAGGGUGGCAGAGGAGCUGCAGGACUACUUCAAGCAGAAGAAACUGGAGGAGGCAGACCAGGGUCCUUUCUUUGGUUUCUUGGGCAAGAAUGAGAUAAGCAAUGGCAGGGAAGGCAUUUUCAAGAUGGAAUUAGAGGCGUUCGAGUGUUGUUCCACAAUUUUGGAUUUAGUUUCCGUCACCCAAGAAUGUGAUGUAUGUCAGAUGAGCGAUAUUCAGAUUUGCAAUAGGACUGCUGACAGAGUAUGCGACCGGCACGAGCUUCGUUCAACAGCUAAAGAUCCUUAUCUCCAAUUUUGGAAUCAUUGACUUGGAGUGAUACUUCAAGAUCCAGCCCCGCAUAAUUUGAAUGAGUCAACAUGAACAAGUUUUCCUGCAACCAAAUUGGUGGCACUAAAUGUUGAUCAAAUCAGCUGAAACAAGAGAUACCUCAUGCUCAUAACUGGCAAAUGAAGUUAAAAAAGAA
Messenger RNA from Musa acuminata AAA Group (dessert banana), 559 nucleotides. RefSeq names its product light-harvesting complex-like protein OHP2, chloroplastic. Lineage: Eukaryota; Viridiplantae; Streptophyta; Magnoliopsida; Zingiberales; Musaceae. The coding region runs from base 73 to 402 and encodes 109 amino acids. The transcript is spliced from 4 exons. The record is from RefSeq and is a predicted model, not a curated record.